AUGGGCCUGACGGACCUCGAAACCAUACCUGAAACGGGAGCAGUGUUUACAAUAGGACGUAGCAGGUUUGCAGACAAUGUUGCGUCGCACUUCUUCAUACGCAGAGACCCUGUGGUCUCCAUUAAGUGUGGUGACGAGCAUUCCGCAGUAAUUUGUCAAAGUGGCAGGCUCUUCGUCUUCGGAAGCAAUGAUUGGGGUCAACUUGGUCUGGGUCAUAAGAAUCACAUUAGCAAGCCAUCUUGUGUGAAAGCUUUGAAGCCGGAAAAGGUCACACACGUCGCAUGUGGACGAGCACACACGCUAAUUUGCACAGCAGCCCAGAAGAUUUUUGCCUGCGGCAGCGACCAGGAAGGACAGUUGGGUAGAGGAACUUCCGCUCUUGGCGAUUGCGCGUAUACUCCUGUGUUGGUGUACGAUUCGGGACUAGCUGGAUCAAAGGUCGUGCAGAUUUCCGCGGGUUCGCAUCAUUCGCUCGCACUCACCAGCGAUGGCGGCGUUUUCGCCUGGGGUAGCAACCUCGAGGGCCAACUGGGACUUCCGGAUGUGUCUGGCUUGGUGAACAAACCGACCAAAGUGCAUAUUCCUGAACCUGUGAAACACGUCAGUGCUGGAUAUUUUCACUCUACAUUUUUAACAGAAAGCGGUCUGGUUUAUGUCUGUGGCGAGUCGGAAAGCGGAAAAUUGGGAAUCGAUGUAAGCUUUUCUACACAGGUUGCACCUAAGCAGAUGCAAUUACCCAGUCCUGCGAUACACGUAGCGUGUGGUGGUCAUCAUACCGUCAUUUUAGCUGAAAAUGGAAAUUUAUACUGCACCGGAAGUAAUUCGAGCGGUCAGCUCGGCCUAGGGACAAACUUCAUGGAACUUCAGACACCAAAACUGCUUCCACGUGGCGCGUUACGAAAUGAAAAUAUCACUGGAAUCUCUUGCGGAGAAAGUCACACCGCCGUUGUUACUGAUUGUGGAAAUCUUUAUACGUGCGGUGACGGAAGACACGGAAAAUUAGGCUUGGAAGAAAAUGAGAACAAUGUUCACGAACUAACCUUCGUCUCAAGAUAUAAGGAACUGUUCGUUUCGCAUGUUGCGUGUGGUGGCUGUCAUACUAUCUUGGUUGGCCAGAGGCGUGACACGAACAACCGUAUGCAAAUGGACAAUUCGCAAAUGGAACAUGUUCAGAAAAGAAAUUCGUUACCGCCAUUAAAACUUCCUGUAAAUAGACUGCAAAACGAGACUCGCGAUGAGCACGUUAAUGAAAUAAAUAAAGACAGAUCGAUUUCCGGGAAAGAGGGUAUGGACUCCAUAACGAAUAUACAGGAGACGAUGGAAACGUCACCGGAAAAAAUCGAAGAAAAUAUAAUGAAUAACGAAAACAUUGCCAUAAAUAGUAUCACAAACUCCGUGAAUAAGAUGCGCAAAUCGGGUAGCCUUGAAAAGAGUCCCGAAGACUCUACGAGCGAUCCUCCAGUAGAGAAGUCAAUGAAUGGCACAGCAACCGAAGAGAAGACUAAGAUGGCGCAGGAAGAAGUGCCAGCACACGUGGAAGAAUCUCACGAAUCAACGACGCAAAACGAAAACGAAGUAUCACCGAGAAAAGAUGAUAAAGAAAGCUCAGAAAUGAAGAUGAACGAUGAAAAUGAUGCUCAAACGGAAAAGACGUCUGAGCAAAGUAACGAAGAGAACAAUAACGAAAUGGCGAUUGAAGUUAUGGAAAUAAAUAUAGAGAAUGAAGAGAUUAAUAAGGAAAACAAUGAAAUGGAAAACAAAGACGCAACUGAUAAUAUGGAAACGAACAGCGAGGAUGUGAAACCAGAUUCAACGGAAAACAAAAUGGAGUCUAACGAUGGCGAUGUCUCUAAAGAAAACGCGAGUCCAGAGAAACAAAUGUCUCCUACGGAUACUACACCACCUCCAAAACCACCGAGACUGAAACCUGGAAGCGGAAAUUCCACCACAGAGAGAUCAUCUUUGAUGGAAGAAGGAAAAGAAGAGAAUAAAGUAAAAAACGAAGGAAAAAUUGAAGACCCUUGCGACAAGAAAGCAGAAACCGAAGAAAAUGAGUCAGGGAAGAAAGAGGAGUCAGGAUCGGUGAAAUCUUCGUCGAAAAGCAGAAGUUCCAAAUCGAUAAGGUCGAAGGUGGAUGCAGAGGACAUGAUAGAAGUCGACGAACAGAAUGACAAGGACAAGAACAUCCAGGAAGAGGAAAUGGAUAAUGAUAAUGCGCAGGAUGAUGCUGAUGUCGUGCAGUCCCCACCACCAAGAACUGGUAAAAUGUCGAAGAUAUUUAAAUCUAAAAAGUCACUAGCAAUGGAGAAUGGUACUAAGGCAACUGGUACUGCGAAUCAAAAGUCCAAGUCGAAAACGUGUGCUCUCCUGUGAUCAAGAUGUCUCCAAAGAUGUAUCAUAUUUUAUUACAUUUUUUACAAUACGUGCAUUACAAAUUGGGACCAAGACACGUGAUACCAAAAAGUGAUUUAAUUUGUAAUCCAAAGCAAGGUUUUGUUCCAUUAUUCGCAAAAAUACGCCCGUGUGUAUAUCCAAGUACCAUUACUUUAUUAAUCGUUUCUUCUACUUUUUACUAAGCAGUUCCAUUUAACGAAAAUCACGAUACGAAGAGCGAAGUAUUUAUGCGUAUAAAAUU
Molecule: messenger RNA, 2635 nt
Organism: Eufriesea mexicana
Lineage: Eukaryota; Metazoa; Arthropoda; Insecta; Hymenoptera; Apidae
Product: X-linked retinitis pigmentosa GTPase regulator
Exons: 12
Coding region: 1-2373 (790 amino acids)
Source: RefSeq, a predicted model, not a curated record